UUGCCACGAGUUACUGAACAACUACUAAACGAACUCUGCUCGAGGCACGUUCUGCUCUCUCGGAAGCCGAGAAACUUAUCCUCAAGCAAUAUUGGUUCCCCUCAGUGCGUAGUAGACUCUAUCCUCUGGGCAGACAAUGCCUCGCAUAACAGAAGACCUUGUUCGUCGCCGCGCCGAGCACAACGAGGGCGACAUCGCAUCGCUGGAAGAGCUCUCGCUCCACCAGCAGGAGAUAGAGAAGAUCGAGCACUUGGACAGGUGGUGUCGGAACCUCAAGAUUCUUUACCUCCAGAACAACCUCAUCCCGAAAAUUGAGAAUGUUGGUCGACUAAAACAGCUGGAGUACCUAAACCUAGCUCUCAACAACGUGGAGAAGAUUGAAAAUCUCGAAGGUUGUGAGUUUAUGAACAAACUCGACCUGACUGUGAACUUUGUAGGUGACCUACUCAGUGUGGAGACUCUGCAGGCAAACCACCACUUCAGAGAACUCUACCUGACAGGGAACCCGUGUACUGACUAUGAGGGAUACAGACAGUUUGUGGUGGCCACUCUACCAAGACUCCAGUGGCUGGACGGGAAGGAGGUUUCAAAAUCUGAGAAGAUUCUGGCCAAGCAGCACUACCAAGAGCUGAGGGAGAGGAUAGUACACCAGCAGAAGGCCUACCAGGCAAAGAGGGAGAGAGAGAAGAGGGAGCAUAGAGAGAAGCAGGAGGCGGGGAGCCAGGGAGAGAAGGAGAGAGAGAAAGAAAGUCUGAGCCAGGAUUCGAUGGUCGCUGGUACACGGACACCGACUCACACACACGGCAGCACAGAGACAGUGGGCAGAGUAAGGAGAUAGAGAGUGGUCAGUCGGCUCAAGAAGAGGAUGAUGAGUUCUGGAAUGAGCCGACGGCCUACACGCCUGAGUCUCGGACCGAGGUCCACCAGUACAUGGCGGAGAAGAGGAAGGAGACGGCGAAAUCACCAGAAGGUCUGCAGCCCCACAAGAGACAGUGAGACUAGAGAGGGACGGGAAGAUGCUCAACGUCAACGAAGCAAGGUAUAUGGAUACAAGUCUUGUGGACUGCGAUGUCCAGCCAAAGUACGUUAGACUCAAGAUCAAAGGCAAGGUUCUUCAGCUGGUGUUGGAUGAGGAGGUGUCUUCAGACAGAAGCUGUGCACAGAGAUCACAGACCUCCGGACAUCUCAUGCUCACUCUCCCAAAGGCAAGAGAAAUUGUGAAGGCAGCAAGGCCCCGGCAUCCACCGAGGAAGAAGCCAGAGGCUCACUCCCCUCACCUCCCUCCCCAGCACUGCUCCACGCAGAGCUGUAGCAGCAGGCGCUCAGCCUCUGUCCCUCCACAGCAGAGCCAGUCAACUCCGUCUCGUUCUACUGACACCGUCGAUAUCAGCAACAUUGUCAAGCAAGAGGAGGAGGGAGAGGAGGAGGAGAAGGCAAGGUCACGGAAAACCAGGGGAGGUUUAGAACAUGCACAGACCAAUCUACCACUGAUAGAAGAACUGGACACAACUGAGAGUAGAGAGGGAGUGAGUGACAAUCUAAUAUUAGACGAUUCUGAUGUACCUCCUCUCAUUUAGCUGUAUUGUAGACCUCCCAUCCAUUAAUUUUCCUUUUUUCAUUAAAACCACACAAUCGUGCGUUCAAGAGGCGCUCGCUUGCAGCAACAUUCUUCACGACUUUAUGAGCUACGAAACAAUG
Messenger RNA from Geodia barretti, 1698 nucleotides. The record is from the annotation of a GenBank genome assembly. NCBI's taxonomy places the organism in Eukaryota, Metazoa, Porifera, Demospongiae, Tetractinellida, Geodiidae.